AGUGUAGUAUAGUUUUCAUUUUCUAGAGAGAGAGAGAAAUUGUUUUGUAAUAGAGAGAGAAGCGGUUUGGGCGUCCCUCUUAUCAAGAAUUCAAGAUUCAAGAGGGAAGAGAGAGCCAGAAUUCUUGCGUCUCUCCCCAAUUCAAACCCUUGAAACCCUCGGAAAGAGAAGCCUCUCGCUGCUGCUUACAAUUCAUACCCUUCUCUGCAACCUACAAGAAGCAAGCAUUUCUCUCUUUCUCUCUCUAAAACACGCAUUUGUAGUUACUUGAGGAGUAAUACAGGUUCGCACUCAAUCACGCUUGUACCAUGAUGUACCUCAUUCUCCUCCUCUUCUGCCUCCUCAAACCUCCCCUCCUCAUUGAAGCCUCACCAGGUAAAGGUGGCGGAAGAACUAAACCCCUGUACGUCCAACUAGCCCUCAACGCCACCGAAUUCCCGGCCGAAGAUGAGUACGACUACAUCGUUGUCGGUGGAGGCACCGCCGGCUGCCCCCUCGCCGCCACCCUCUCCGCCAAUCCCAACUCUUUGCGCGUCCUCCUCUUGGAGCGAGGGUCCGACCCCCUCUCCUACCCAGCUCUCUCCUCACCUCGUGGCUUCUUCUCCACCCUCAAUGAGGACAACUCGCCCGACUCGCCCGCCCAGCGCUUCGAGUCAGAGGACGGCGUCCCGAACGCACGGGGACGAGUUCUGGGCGGGAGCAGCGCCAUCAACGCUGGUUUCUACACACGGGCCGAACCGGACUUCUUCGCUCCCGGGAAGCCCGGUUACUGGGACAUGGGACUCGUGAACCGGUCGUACCAGUGGGUGGAGCGGGCGGUCUUGUUCCAGCCGAGGCUGACGACGUGGCAGGCGGACUUCAGGGACGCAUUGCUGGAGGCCAAUGUUACGCCGUUCAAUGGGUUUAGAUUGGACCACGUGGAGGGCACGAAGAUCGGAGGGUCCACGUUCGACGGGACGCGGAGGAGGCAUAGUGCGGCGGACCUGUUGAAUUACGCCAGGCCGGAGAAUAUUCACGUUGCGCUGCACGCCACUGUGGAGAAGGUGCUCUUCACCUCUGUUCAGGGCACUGGUGUGCCUCGACCCACUGCCAUUGGCGUGGUGUAUGCGGAUCUCCAAGGGCGGCCCCACCACGCCAUGCUCCUGCCGCGGGGCGAGGUCAUCCUUUCAGCCGGUGCCAUCGGCAGCCCCCAACUGUUGAUGUUGAGCGGCAUUGGUUCAAACCGCAGCCUCAUCAGAUGGGGCAUCCCGGUCGCCCACCACCUACCCGCUGUCGGCAACACCAUGCGCGACAACCCCCGGAAUGCUCUCUCCUUCGUCUCUCCUGUCCGCCUCCCACUCUCCCUCAUCCAGGUUGUUGCCAUCACCCCCAAUGUCUUUCUAGAAGCUGCCUCCAACCUCCUCCCAUUCAGUCCCCGCUCUCGUUCCUUAUUUCUUUCUCCUCGGUAUUCCUCUAUCCCACUCAACAUUGCUUCCCUUAUGGCAAAAAUUCCUGGCCCCCUGUCGAGCGGUUCCUUACGCCUGGCCUCCUCAAAUGUCCGCGACAAUCCAUUGGUGAGGUUCAAUUAUUUUGACGAGGGGUUGGAUUUGCAAAGGUGCAUGGAAGGGGUGAGGUUGGUGGCCAGGGUUCUUGGGACGAGUGCAAUGGACCAGUUCAAGUUCCCAGGGCGGCAUUUUGGGGAGAGAGAGUUCUGGUACUUGGAUGAUGUGCGGUUGCCGGCCAAUUUGAGCAACGACGAUGCAGUGGCUGAGUUCUGCCACAGAACGGUGUCGACGAUAUGGCAUUACCACGGGGGCUGCGUUAUGGGGGAGGUGGUGGACACUCAGUAUCGGGUCUUUGGGGUGCAGGCCCUCAGGGUCGUCGAUGGCUCCACCUUCUCGCAUUCGCCCGGGACCAAUCCUCAGGCCACGGUCAUGAUGCUUGGCCGGUACGUGGGAGUGAAGAUGUUGGAGGAGCGAAGGGCCAGUGACAGAGACACAAAGAUCAGAGCGUGAGCGAUGAGUUUUUAGCGAGAGAGUUGACGGCGUUUGAGGUGGUUGGACUUAUAUGAGGAAUCUGGUAAUGAAAAGAAAAUGCCAUUUUCAGCGUCUUUUUUUUAUUUCUUUGCUUUUUCUUUUUUUCCGCAAUAGAUAGGUGCCAUUGUAUUAGCUUACUAUUAUAGUGACACAUUCUUUGAUAGAAUAAUAAAGAUAUCACACUUUUUUCCUUCUUUUU
Messenger RNA from Amborella trichopoda, 2214 nucleotides. Its product is annotated as Glucose-methanol-choline (GMC) oxidoreductase family protein. NCBI's taxonomy places the organism in Eukaryota, Viridiplantae, Streptophyta, Magnoliopsida, Amborellales, Amborellaceae. The record is from RefSeq and is a predicted model, not a curated record. Gene Ontology annotation, molecular function: oxidoreductase activity, acting on CH-OH group of donors; flavin adenine dinucleotide binding.